AUGUAUCGAGAGAUCGGUCCCAAGCAGUCAUUAUCAUCAGAACUGAAGGGAUCAUUCUCCACCUGGCAGGAUCAUAAGGAAGAAACAGAAGAGACGCCAAAGCCGACCCCUCUUCCUUUUGAUAAACGACCAUGCCCAUGCGGACGCACGAACCAUCGGCAUUGGGUUGCAACGUGCUAUGCCCUGAAUGAGGCCGCCCGACCUUCCUGGUUCAAGCCAAACGAUGAGACGCUUCAGAAGAUCAAGAAGAACUUUGCAGCGGAUCCUGCAUGGAAGAAAUGGGUCGAGAAGGUAGUCAAAGACGCGAAUGAGGUCAAACAGAAGCCUCAAGACUCCGCGCAUGCAGUGCACGAACGGACAAAUAGUGCCCGUACAGACAUCCCGAAAGAAGAUCCGGUUGAUAUGUGUUUCCUGACGCAGUCGCCACAAAUCAGUGCCGAAGUUUUCUCAGCAAGCCAUAAGGCUAGAUCAACCAUCCAAGACCGUUGGAUACUGGACACUGGAGCUUCAAGGCAUAUCUGCAACGAUAAGAGUCGGUUCAUCAGCCUUGAACCGUACGAAACAACUCUCGCAACCGGAGAUAGCAGCACAAAAGUCAUCGCACGUGGUACGGUCAAACUCAUUGGAAGAAACCCCGAAACAGGCAAGAAGAGAGUAAUAUCCCUAAGUGAUGCACUCUAUUCACCGGGCUUCCACACCAACUUGGUCUCAUACGCUGCAUUGUUGAAGAAAGGCGGUAGAUGGUGCCAGAAAUCCAACUGCAUUGUCGACACCGACAACCGACCUAUAGUGAGCGUGCACCUAUGGGAUAGUAUGAAUCUCUGGCUAUUCGACGAACCAGAGGAAGUCGUAUAUCCCCAUGCACACGCUGUGCGAUCAUCAGAGAAGCCACUCGAAGCGAGGGCUUCAGCAAACCUCUGGCAUCGUCGUUUCGCGCAUAUAAAUCAUAAGACAGUGCAUAAACUAGCUUCGAUGGUCGAUGGAGUGACUAUUGAGGACGGGAACGAAGAAGAAGCACUAUACGAGACAUGUCAACUAGGCAAUGCACCCCGAUAG
Molecule: messenger RNA, 1056 nt
Organism: Penicillium atrosanguineum
Lineage: Eukaryota; Fungi; Ascomycota; Eurotiomycetes; Eurotiales; Aspergillaceae
Product: GAG-pre-integrase domain-containing protein
Exons: 1
Coding region: 1-1056 (351 amino acids)
Source: RefSeq, a predicted model, not a curated record